Messenger RNA from Darwinula stevensoni, 1056 nucleotides. The record is from the annotation of a GenBank genome assembly. NCBI's taxonomy places the organism in Eukaryota, Metazoa, Arthropoda, Ostracoda, Podocopida, Darwinulidae.
AUGUGCGAAGUCAAGAUGGCGGCGAAGGAGGAAGUGUGUGUUUUGUACUUGACAGGAGAUAGUGAAGGGAGUGAAGAGCAGAUUUUAAAAGUCGCAGUGAACAACAUGGAUGAUCAUCUGGUCUCAAUGAGCAAUAUUGGUGAAUAUCUUGUCCCAGUGAACAACAUUGGUGAUCAUCUGGUCUCAUUGAGCAAUAUUGGUGAAUAUCUUGUCCCAGUGAACAACACUGGUGAUUGUCCAGCCCCAGUGAAUAGGGUAGGGAGUGCAACAACACCCUCUUCAUCAUUGGGAUUUCCCUGGAACUAUGACAGUAUCAAACUUAUGUUGAAUCUCUACAAGGAGAGGAAAGAUCUUUUCCAGGAUGGAAGAAUCAGGAAGGUGAAACUUUGGGAUGAAAUUGCUGAGGCAAUGAAAGAACAUGGAUAUCCCAGCAUCACUGGGAUAGCAUGUGACAAGAAGUUCAGAAACAUGAAAGUGACAUUCAUGCACACCAAAGAUCACAAUGAAUCCAGUGGAAAUGAUUGUCGAAAGUGGGUUUUUUUCCAAGAUUUUCAGGACAUCUUCCAAAAGGAACACUCUGUUGAUCCUGCCUGUGUUGUGAAUGUGGGUGUAUGCAAUGGCAGCCCUUCACCAGACACACCACUCCAGAUUGAGUCAUUCAUUCAGCAAAAUUCUGAGGAACCAGAAAUCCCAUCCUCAUCUGGAAGCAAGUCAUCUUCAAAAGCAUCUCCCAAAAUCCAUUCCCAAGGGAAAAAAAAAUGCAAGAGUGCUCCUGAGUGGGUGAGCGAUCUCAUUAAGGAGAGGAAUCAGUUUCUGAAAGAUGUUGCCCAAGGACUUGAUAAGAGAGUUGAUCUCAUUGCAGAAGCUAUUCGGGAGAGGAAUGAAAUCCUGAGACAACUGAACGCAAAUAUUGGAGAAAUAAUUAGAAAUAAAUGAUUCAAGACCAUGUUCUCACAAGUGCCAGGGACAUUUAUUCUGAAAGAAAAACAAGUUAAAAUUUAAUUUAGUGGCAAUGAAGUUCGUUGCUUUUGUUUUCUGUGCUCAAACCUAUGGAAC